AUGAUUCGCGGAACUCCCGGGGUCUUCACGGCUUUCGAUAAUGCGGGAUCGGAUCCUCUCAGCCUCGUUUAUGCAAUGCAAAAUUCAACCCCGCUCUACUACCUCACGGUCAAUGUGUAUGGAGUAUGUCAAGGCAUUGCUUGGACGGGACUCUGGGUGAUUGCACACGACUGUGGCCACAGCGGCUUCUCACGCUGGGGUGUGGUGAAUGACACCGUCGGAUUCGUCUUGCACUCCUUUCUCCUCGCCCCCUACUUCUCCUGGAAAUUGUCUGAUCGGCGACACCAUAUCUAUGCCAAUCAUAUUGAAAAGGACCUAAACUAUGUGCCGCCUCUGCGCCAGUCCUACGCUGACAAGAUCGGCCAGGCGGUCGAGGUGCUCGAGGAUAUAGGUCAGGAUGCGCCCUUCGUCCUUUUCCUUCGCAUUUUGCUGCAGCAGACCAUCGGCUGGAACUGGUAUAUCCUGACCAACAUCACCUGCCCUCCUACAGCUAUUCCCAGGAAAUGUUUGUCGCGUCACAGCCAUUUCGAUCCCCAAGGGGCAUUGUUCUAUCCCUCCGAGUGGCUGUCCAUUGUGCUGUCGGAUUUGGGCUGUUUCACUGUGAUCGCCGGCUUUUAUCAGCUUUAUCAGCAGUUUGGUUCGUUCGAGACGCUGUUUUGGGUUUAUAUUGUGCCGUGGACAUGGGUGCACCACUGGGUCGUGAUGAUCACGUAUCUGCAUCAUACCCACCCAUCGGUGCCCAAAUACUGCCCUGAAUCGUGGAGCUUCCUGCGUGGCGCGACCGCGACCAUGGACCGCGACUUUGGCAUCAUUGGAACGCAUUUCUUCCAUCAUAUCUCAACCGACCACGUCACUCAUCACUUAUUCUCACGCAUUCCGCACUAUUAUAGCCCUGUAGCUAGCAAGGCAAUUAUUCCGCUGCUUGGCAGCACUACCACGGACGGGUUGGUGGAGGAGGACCCUGGAAAGGACGUAGCCUUUGGUUUACGGGCAGUGGAGACGUUAAACAACAAGGACGCAAAGAACAUAGGGUUGUGGUAUCGUGGGGGACGCAGCCCCUUGCCAGAGUUCAAGAUGCGCGAAGCCAAAUCAUUCUAGGGACCAAGGAGC
Aspergillus eucalypticola CBS 122712 is the source of this 1110-nucleotide messenger RNA. RefSeq lists its product as uncharacterized. The transcript is spliced from 4 exons. The coding region runs from base 1 to 1098 and encodes 365 amino acids. NCBI's taxonomy places the organism in Eukaryota, Fungi, Ascomycota, Eurotiomycetes, Eurotiales, Aspergillaceae. Gene Ontology annotation, biological process: lipid metabolic process. Gene Ontology annotation, molecular function: oxidoreductase activity. The record is from RefSeq and is a predicted model, not a curated record.